UCCCAUUUUUCAAUAUUAGAAACAGUGCUGUGAUGACCAUCUUUGUGGCUAAAUAUUUCUGGCCAGUCUUAAUUCUAUCCUUGGGCCAAUACCCAGAAGUGAAACAGCCCGUCUGAAGAUCUGUGCAUUUUAAGGCUUUCCGUAAGUAUUGCCAAAUGGCCUUGCUGAAGGUUUUCGCAAGGGUGUACUCCUGCCCGCACAGCGGCAGGGUCAACUGUCUCCUUUCUCAAAUAUAGGACUUCCCUGCUGCUACUGCUCACCCAUGGGGGUGCUGUCCCAGACCCAAGGGUCCCAACCUCACCGUGUCCUGUGUUGUUUGCAGUUCCCCUGAGCACGCUGCCACCAUGCCCUUGCUCAGCAAUAGUGCCAAUCGCCAAGUAGCAGGUUUUGUUAUUGCCACCACAGGAUAGAUCCUGUCCUCAACUUCCAUGGGCCUCGUGGAGUGGCGAGUGUGGCACAUGGACGACCCCUCGUUCUUCCCCACUGGCCUUGCCUGUGUGCGAAUGUGGAGAGUCUGCAUCUACCACCAUCACACCAACAUCAGCACAGCCAAAUUUUGUCAUCAGUACACCUACUAUGAUGACUUUCUCCCUCUCGACAGUCGUAUUGCUCAACACCUCAUGCUGCUUGCCAGCAUACUAGGGCUCAUGGGGAGAGGCUUCAGCAUCUAUGCACUUUGGAAUGUAUAUGUGGGAAUUCUUCAAAGGCAUGACGCCUGCCAUGCAUUUGUUGUUUCAGGGACUCUGAACAUGAUUGCUGGUGUCUGUAUCAUAAUUGCCGUGCUCCAGAAUUACUACUCUAUCACAAAUUUACAGGGGAUUGCCUUUCUGCCAUCUUUCCAACUGCCGUUCAAGUCAGAUACUCAGGAAACCGGGAGUACCGCCUUCGUGGCAAGUCUAGGUGCCUUCCUGAUGCUGUUACGUAGGUUGUUUUUCUCUCUUACCAAUUUCCCCCAGACAUCCAAGUGAUUUGAGAAACAUGAAUUUCCUGGUUGUACGGGCUUUGCAAAUCCAAGAUUCCCACCAGUUUAUGGGAAGCAUUACCAAGAUGCUCUACAAAAUAUUUCCAAGGACUCAAGACCAUGGAAAAGGUAGUUUGGGACAGAAAGUAGCCAACUGUUUCCUUCUGUUACCUUGUAUGUCUGAAUGUGGUUCAUUGAUUAGUUGAAUUAGGAACUUUCAUUAAAAAUGUAUCUUGCCCACUUGCCAAUUGGUCUUAUUGGAUGGGGACUUUAAUUAUUGUUGGCUAAAGUAACUAAUCAAUACU
Molecule: messenger RNA, 1266 nt
Organism: Lemur catta (Ring-tailed lemur)
Lineage: Eukaryota; Metazoa; Chordata; Mammalia; Primates; Lemuridae
Product: claudin-34-like
Exons: 1
Biological process (GO): cell adhesion; bicellular tight junction assembly
Cellular component (GO): plasma membrane; bicellular tight junction
Molecular function (GO): structural molecule activity
Source: RefSeq, a predicted model, not a curated record